Molecule: messenger RNA, 831 nt
Organism: Pocillopora verrucosa
Lineage: Eukaryota; Metazoa; Cnidaria; Anthozoa; Scleractinia; Pocilloporidae
Source: RefSeq, a predicted model, not a curated record
CGGUCUUGCAAAAUUUUACAAAUUUAACAGGUUCUUAAGGACGAAUUCAACGCUCCAUCGCUGACGAAACGUCGUUUUAAGGCUAGGAUGACUUAAAAGAACAACUUUGUAAGAAGCAUCAGUCUUCUAACAGUUGCUAUGGCUACAGGAAGAAGUUCAAUUAAAGUUCCAUGUGAAAAUGAAGACUUACCUGACAAAGAAAAUGCACCAAAUUUUGACGAGGACACUUUACGAGCCACAGCUGAUGUUUAUAGAAAUGAGGGUAAUGAGGCCUUCAAGAAAGGAGAUUUCAUCAAUGCUAUUCAUUUUUACACCAAAGGAAUUAAAAUGAACUGCAACGAGAAAGAACUGAAGGCCAAACUGCACAACAACAGGGCUAUUGCACAUUCUAAACUUGGAAAUCACCAGGAUUCACUAAGGGAUGCAGAAGCAGCCAUUGAGUUAAAUCCAACUUUCCUUAAGGCAAUUGUGAGAGGAGCCGCUGCUUGUAUUGAAUUGAAGAGAUUUGAAGAAGCAAUCACUUGGUGUGAUAAGGGACUAGCUAUUGACAAAAACAAUAGGAUCUUGUCGUCAUUAAGACUUCAGUCUGUCAGUGAAGUGGGAGAUAAGUCCAUGGAGGAAAAAGAUCCUAUUAGUCAUGACCACGGUAGUGCAAGUUCAGGUGAUGUCAAGAAAGUCAUAGAUCUCUAUAAUCAGGGAAAAGAAGCCAUAGAGUACCACAACCUACAUCUUAAAAUAGCUAAAGAAGUAGGAGACAAGCAUGGGGAGGGUUAUGCUUAUGGCAAUCUUGGCAAUCCUUAUUUAUUCUGGGUGAUUUCAAAAAAGCCAUAG